AUGGGUUAUGAAAGCAAGGGAAGAGAGGGAAUCGGAACCAUUUACAGAAGGGUACCGAAGGAAUCUUCAAGUUGGUCUUUAGCAGGAAAAGCUUCACAGGGAUUAGCUUCGAAAGAUGUAGCACAGCGAGACAGAAAGACUGACAAAAAGUAUAAAGAAGGAAAGGGCCGCGAGGCGGAUACCGUCGUUCCAGUGACAACUUGGACAGGACGUGAAGAGAUUGAGCAUGAACAACAUUAUCAACUCCUACUGGAGGAAAUAGGCACUACUGUUGUCUCAUCACGUGCCAAGGAAGGGAUUACUGUUAUACGCGACUGGAACAACCUGAAUCAGUCGACAAUAUGGUAG
Molecule: messenger RNA, 348 nt
Organism: Enterobius vermicularis (human pinworm)
Lineage: Eukaryota; Metazoa; Nematoda; Chromadorea; Rhabditida; Oxyuridae
Source: the annotation of a GenBank genome assembly